UCGUAACAAUUGGGUCAAAGCCCACGAGCUGCUUAGCGAGCUCGGGUACCCAUUUUCGAGGGCAUCACUCUGGUAUGAUACUAUCAAGUUGUGAAUUUCAAUAUGUUACAGAUCUCUAAAACUAACACCUGCCUAUAGUGGUCGCUGGACUAAAAUGUCCAAAGAAUUCACUGCGCGACUGCCUCCAGACUCGGUUGUCACGGCGCUCAAAGCCCCAAGGAAGCGUGCGAAGAAGACUUCAAAGGCUGUCGUCGCCUUCGAAAAUGAGGAGGCUGACGAAGUUGAUGCCAAAGGCGGUUCUAUCGACGAGGACUAUUUUGAUUCUGCUUCCCACCCGGCCAAGCGUGCAAAACUUAACGUUGAGCCUAGUAUCAAUGAAGCUUUGGUCCUGGGGCCUGCGCCGGAAGGUGAUGAAGAAGACGAUGCCGCAGAGGACACAACUCCAGCUUCUGAUGAGUCCGCGAGCCCUAUCUAGAUCACAAAUUUGGUAUCGAACAGGAAUACUGAAGAGAGGUUUAACUCUGGUGUUAAGGUUAUCCUCAUAGCAAAUGGAAUGCAUAUGUCACAUUGCCAGUAUAGCUUAACAGAGAACAAAUACAGCCAGGAGUUAGU
This is a messenger RNA of [Torrubiella] hemipterigena, 612 nucleotides long. Lineage: Eukaryota; Fungi; Ascomycota; Sordariomycetes; Hypocreales; Clavicipitaceae. The record is from the annotation of a GenBank genome assembly.